This is a messenger RNA of Phytophthora sojae, 540 nucleotides long. RefSeq lists its product as hypothetical. The record is from RefSeq and is a predicted model, not a curated record. The transcript is spliced from 2 exons. The annotation marks the transcript as partial. Lineage: Eukaryota; Oomycota; Peronosporomycetes; Peronosporales; Peronosporaceae.
CUGCACUCGGGGUCUAUCAUCGGUGGUCUUUUGGCACUCCAAUCCGAGUAUUUGGAUGUUGCCAUUGUCAACCCUCGCUUUCACGACUUUGAUGAUGCUGAUCAGAAGAUGUGCACAGCAAAAGGAUAUGGCGCUGCGAAUGCCAGGGCCAAGUUCUUCGUCAUCAGCGUGAUUAACUUGGGGCACCACGGGGGUGCAUUUUUCGUGGAGACGGAGACGAAGAUCUGCUACCUGUUUGACCCCAUGCAGCUGACUAGCAAUUUGUCCGCGCUGAAGGAAGCAGUUCUCACUGUGGUUGAGAAGAUGCUGGACAUGACCGACCAACUGGACUACCACGUCAUUGCCCACUACCAACAGAGGGAUGGUACGUCGUGUGGCAUUUGGUGCUUGGUGGUGUUGGAACUACUACUGUUUGGUGCAACUCCUGAAACCUGGUCUGACUACUGGAAGGACUCUCUGUACGAAGUGGUGGGCUACUUGAGGUUGCGCUACCUACGGAAGGUGAUUAGCUUGCAGCUUCAGCAGCCCCAGCAGGUUUAG